This is a messenger RNA of Racocetra persica, 156 nucleotides long. The record is from the annotation of a GenBank genome assembly. NCBI's taxonomy places the organism in Eukaryota, Fungi, Glomeromycota, Glomeromycetes, Diversisporales, Gigasporaceae.
AUGAUGCUAAGUUGUCUGAAAACCAACCUAAAAAAAUACUUAAACAAUCAACACAAGACUUUGUAGAUGAAAGUGAUGAUAAAAUUAAUAAAAUCUCAAGCCAAGAAUCCUAUGAUUUAAUAUCUUUGCCCGCUCAACCACACUAUCCAUUUUACA